AUGUCGCUUUUCAAGAUCUCCAAGAACAAGAUCGCCUCGGCUGUCAGCACCCCUACUCAGACCCCCCGCUCCUCGCUCCAAAUCAAUGCCUCGGAUGCCAACAUGACCUCUACCGUGAUAUCCGCUGAUGUCGAGAGACUCCUUAAGAAGACUACCACCAUUGGUCACAACCAAGCCUUGUCACUGGCUAGGAUGAUUUGCAACACCAUGACAAGCUCAAAGCUCGAGGGGACAUCUGACAACUCUUACCCGACAAUCCCGUCAGCUAUUCGGUUGGGAUCAAAGCGUAUCAAUGAAUCGCCUUUCAGUCAAUUCGAGCAGCCUACAAAGAAGGUGCAACCAUCAGCCAUCUACAACCAAGAACGUGCGAUGUCUACAGUUGUGAAGCAAGAACGGAUCUCCAUAUCCUCUCCCCAGGAAUAUCAAGUCACCUUCACCCAGAGCCGCAUCGAUCCCAACAACAUCUUCCCAGUGCUUGUGGCACCUGAGCAGUCUCGAUUAUCCAUUUUUCCUCAAAACAUUGCCGCCCCUUCGCUUUCGACAACCCUACCGCCCCCAGGCGGUCGGUUUGAGUCCACAUCUCAACUUGCGUACUUCAACAGUUUGCUCCGCAAGAGUUUGUCCCCUGCAUCGACUGCCGGAAGCGUCUACGAACAUCUGGGUCCUUCUCAACAAGGUACUGCUAUUCUUCCUGAAGAGGACGAGCAGAGUCGGGUCCGUUCGCUGACUACCAAGGUCGUUGAGGAGUUUUUGGCGAGCAAUGUCACGAGCUCAACAACAAUAGCUGAGGUCGUAAUCCUUGGCUCUUUUCUCAGUCUGGAGCACUAUCGCAAGUUGCUUAACAGCCUGGUUGCCAGAUUCGAGAACGCGACAUUGCUGGACGUCGAUCUACUUCAGGGUUCGAUCCAACUUGUUCAAUGUGCCGAGCCAGGUUACAUCCUUUCCAACGACCUUCUCAGGAUCCUGACUGCAAUUCGGACUCGUCUUCAUGAUAUCCAUCAACAUCCCACCAAGCACAUCUAUUGCUUGACCCUCGCAUUAUCGACUCUUCUCGAUGGCAUGGUUGAGUGCAAGGUUCAGGAUCUGGGGCGCGUCGUGGACCAGGCAUACCUGCUGGCACUCUUGGAAGGACUGUCAAAGAGCUCGGAUCCAUAUCUCAGACACCAGGCAACCUAUGCCCUUCAGGGUCUGCUUCAUGUUCCGAUUGACGAGCCACGUUGCCAGUUUGUUUUGCGGCAUGCAGGAAACAACACCAUGGGUCGUCUUGGGGUCGCGAGUGUGUGCAAGCAGGGCAAUUACGGGAUAUCAGGUGAAGUUGAGAGGCCCCAUGGCGAUACUGUGAAUGCUCUCGACAUUGGCUUCAAGGCGAUUGGCGGCGCUCAGUCGGUAGGCGAUAACGUUCAAGGACCUUGGGCUAGCACAAAGUGGGGUGUCCUUUCUGGCGGAAGGCUUCCCUGGUACACAGCUUUGCGUGAGGCUCAAGAACACAUUCGGAAUGGCCGUCUGGCUGAUUUCAGUCGUCUGUUCUUUGAGGCUCCUUGCCGUCAAGCUAUCGAGUUCCAGCGAGGUGUUUGUUUGGUCCUUGGCGAGAUUGCGAUCGAUCGAUGCUGGGAGGAUGGUGUUCGUCGAAACGCUAUCGAUUUUCUUGCUGAGCUUUACAAGGACGGCUCCCUUCUUGGACUGGACGAAGGAAUUGACAGCUGGAUUCUGGAUAUCCUGCGCCAAGUCUCGUCGUUUUCCGACCCUGCCUUCUCUGGCCACACUCGACGAAUACUCCUUGGUCUAGAGAAGGAAGGCAAUGCUUCUAAGCAGACUGUCUACCGUGAUGUCAUGGCACGUCCUCCCAAUCCUUACCCGAUAAUGGUCCGGUUGCCUAUUCCUUCGUGGUCACCUCUCCUCAACCGAGCCCAGGCGAUCCCCGAUGUCGAGUAUGACCUGCACAGACUGAAGAUUGAACGACUACGGGAGCAAGAAAAUGUUCCGUACAUCCCGCCUCAAGCCAAGCCAACCUUUCAUUCCUCGAACGACACUCUAUUCCCGCUCAUGGAGAGCGCGCUGGAGUUCUUGAGCAGUCAUCGGCAGGUGUUGUUAUUGCUCGGAGAUUCAGGAGCUGGCAAGUCAACCUUCACCUUGGAGCUUGAGCGCAAUCUUUGGAUGGAAUACGGGGCGUAUGGACCUAUCCCUCUUCAUAUCAACCUUCCCACUAUCGUCAACCCCUCUCAGGACCUCAUCGAAAAACAACUGCAACGGCAUCGAUUUUCCGACGCCCAGAUCCAGCAGCUCAGACAGAACCGACAGUUCAUUGUCAUUUGCGACGGAUACGACGAGAGCCAGCUCAAGACUAAUCUCUACACAACCAACCGACUCAACCAACCAGGACAGUGGAAGGUUAAACUCAUCAUCAGCUGCCGCAGUCAGUGCCUGAACUCCGAUUAUCGCCCUCGGUUCCAACCUCAGUCUGCUAACCACUACCAUCGCACGAAAUCCGACCUCUUCCAGGAGGCAGUCAUUGUGCCUUUCUCGAGGAGCCAGAUUGAGCAGUAUGUCGAUCUGUAUGUCAGACGUUUGCCUGCGAAUUGCAUGGUUCAGGACGACCACCCAUCAUGGACAAAGGAUGAGUACAUGCACAAGCUGGUCGAGAUUCCAAACUUGAUGGAGCUGGUAUCAAAUCCCUUCCUCCUAUCGCUCUCACUGGAAGCGCUGCCUCAUGUCGUCGACUUCAAGAAGAGCCUUAUACGUGUCGAGCUUUACGAUGGGUUCGUCACGCAAUGGCUGGCGGUCAGCCGGGCGAGAUUAGAGAACAGCGCAUUGAAUGACAUGGAGCGAUCUGAGUUUGACCUGCUAGUGGAAGAUGAUUUUGUGGGUCAUAGUCUCCGGUUCCAAAAGUCCCUUGCGGAGGCGAUCUUCAGGAAGCAGGCAGGCCAUCCGGUCGUCCAAUACACCCACCUCCGCGACAGAGACUCAUGGAAAGCCGAGUUCUUCAGCCCUGACGGUCAGGCCAAGUUGCUUCGAGAAUCCAGUACAGUGACGAGGUCUGGCGGCGACUAUCGAUUCAUUCACCGGUCUCUCCAGGAAUACUUUUAUUCAAGGACGAUCUACGACCCACUCGACUAUAACGAUGCUGCAAUGAUGUACGACCCACGACGGCCGAUUCACACCCUACAAUCUGCCCUGGGUCGGAGGAGCAUCAUCGGUGAGCCAUCAGUAGUCCAGUUCUUGGCCGAGCGAGUCGAGCAGGAUCCUUCCUUCCGGUGCCAACUUCUCGACAUUGUGGAGCAGUCCAAGAUCGACACGCAGGUGCAGGCGGGACAGGCGGCAGCGAACGCUAUCACGAUCUUGGUCAAGGCUGGAAUCCGGUUCAACGGUGCCGAUCUGAGUGGCAUCAAGAUUGCAGGAGCCGAUCUUCGCGAAGGAGAGUUUGACGCCACGAAUUUGGAAGGUGCCGAUUUGAGCGACACCAAUUUAGGCAAGACGUGGCUUCGACAAGCCAACCUCCGCAAGGCUGUUUUGUCUGGAGCGCGGUUCGGAGAGCUCCCUUAUCUCAAGCUGGAAGAUGAAGUCUAUCGUUGCGUCUUUUCGUCUGACGGGAAGCUUGCCGUGUCGUUCAAGGGGUUUAAGAUCAACAUUUACGAUGCUACAACGUGGACCUAUUUGGCCAGCCAUCGUGGUGGACAGGCCAUCGCUAUUUCGCCAACCAACUACGAGCUAGCCAAGAGUCGCCCGAACGGCACGGUGGAGCUGGGCGACAUCUUGACAGGCGAUAUCAGGAUCGUCUUGACCGGCCAUACAGGACCAUUGUCCAGCAUUGUCUACUCACCGAAUGGAGCCAUGGUCGCGACCACAAGCUUCGACAAAACAGUGCGGACCUGGUCGGCACUGACUGGCACGAUCCUACACAUUCUCAGUGGCCAUUCCCUGGUUGCUACUGGAGUCGCCUUUUCACCAACCUGUCCUCGACUUGCGUCGUGCAGUAUGGAUACAACGGUACGAAUAUGGGACAUUCCGGCUGGACGACAAAUCGCAGUCUUGAACAGUCAAUCCAGUGCCGUCAUUUCCGUGACCUAUUCUCCCAAUGGACGCCUAAUCGGAACCUGCAGCGAGGACGGUUCGAUUCUGUUGUGGGACGCACAUACCUUCGGGGUUUCCAGCCGUCUGUUGGGCCACAUUUCGCCCGUUACAUAUUUGACGUUCUCCCCUGACGGUAACCAGAUUGCCUCCUGUGGUCUGGAUGGACGAGUUCGUCUGUGGGAUCCCCUCAACAAAGUGCUCCUCAGCACUUUUUCUGGCCACCAAUCCGCUGUCGGCAGUGUUGUCUAUUCUCCCACCGGCGAUUGCAUUGCUUCUGGUGGAAAGGACGGAACCGUUCGACUUUGGAAGGUUCAUGAGUUGUUGUCGGAUGCGUUUUCAAGCAGUCGCACGGAGGGGUAUGUUUGCCUUGACGUCUCGCCGGAUGGCAAGCAGGUGGGGAUUGGCAAGAGGGACGGCGUGGUGGAGCUCCUUGAGACCUUGUCCGGCACAUCAGACGGUCUUCUUCUGUCUGGACAUACAGAGUCGGUCAAUGAAGUGACAUUUUCACCAUGCGGCAAACGGAUCGCAUCUGCUAGCUCGGACUCAACUGUGCGGUUAUGGUGCGCUCGGGCAGGAUCACCGUUACAUGUCUUGACGGGCCAUUUAGGUCAUGUUUGGGCGGUUUCUUUCUCUCCGAGCAGCCGUCGGGUUGCCUCAGCCAGCUGGGAUGGGACUAUUCGAAUCUGGGAUACCCAAACUGGCAAGCCUGAAUUGGUUUUGAUUGGCCAUUCGUUCGCUGUCAACGACGUGGCUUAUUCUCCCAGCGGGAACCUGAUCGCCUCUGGCGGUAACGAUAUGACCGUUCGCCUAUGGUGUUCUCAUUCCGGAGCGCAUCUCCUUGUCAUGAACCACUUUUCUCAAGUCCAUCGAGUGGUUUUUGCCCCUGACGAACGAGAGGUGAUUUCGGCUUCUGUAGAUGAUGGGAUCCUCCAAGCAUGGAACACACAGACGAGCGAGCUGCGAGGGAAAACGAAUCCAAAGCACAUUGAUCAAGGGCUCAAUUGCUGUUCGUUUUCACCCAACGGUAGGCUCUACGUGACUGGAGGCAAGACGGGGGUGUUGAGAGUAUCGGCUUGGGUAGCGGGCGAAUGGAUUCGAGUUUUUAGAUGCCAUGUUGGAGUCACUUUCCGGUUCCGAUGGGGACAGAGCUCCGAGUGCUUGUAUGUUGGGACCAGGGCGUAUGGCAAACUGCGGCUCUGGAAGCUAACGGAGGAGAAGGGUGAUUAUCAGUUGCGGCUGCUUUGGAGUGCGGGAGCCAAGGAGCUUUGCCUAGCACAUGCUAACUUACAGGAUGUUGUUGGACUGAGCUCAGUUGAUAUUGCGUUGAUGAAGCAGCAUGGGAGCAUCGAUGAAACUAAAAGCGGCUCGAUUGAAAGACCCCCCAAUGAAAAAUAA
Molecule: messenger RNA, 5463 nt
Organism: Linnemannia hyalina
Lineage: Eukaryota; Fungi; Mortierellomycota; Mortierellomycetes; Mortierellales; Mortierellaceae
Source: the annotation of a GenBank genome assembly